This is a messenger RNA of Yamadazyma jaroonii, 1536 nucleotides long. The record is from the annotation of a GenBank genome assembly. NCBI's taxonomy places the organism in Eukaryota, Fungi, Ascomycota, Pichiomycetes, Serinales, Debaryomycetaceae.
AUGGAUUCAAUAUUCAAAAUUGGUGAAGAACCAGCAUACUUUUACAUCGAUAAGAACGAUGAAAAUUAUAGUUUAUGUUCCAAUUUGAUUGAUAGCAAUGGAGGAAGAUGUGUUGAUACUCUUCCCAGUGAAAACAAUUCUGUGAUUUUGCUUUCCACUAGACCUUUAGCUCAAAAUAGUUAUAAUAUCAAAAUCAUUACAGAUAGUAUUAAUAGAGGUAGAUUCUUACCAUUACCACAAUAUAUCAAUUCUAAUGCACUGAUAGAAGACGAGCAAGGACCCCAAAGAAAAAGACAGAAAACUGUUAAAAAAACCAGUAUCAAAUAUACAAAAGAACAAGAUGAUUUCAUCAUUGAAGAGGUAAGAAAGAACCCCUUAUUGAGAGGAAGUCAAGGAUUUUACCAAGGAUUGGCAAAAGCUAAAGAAUUGAUGCCUCAUCCACCAAAUCUGAUCAGAUCAAGAUUCAGAAAUUUCUUAAAGGAUAGAUUGGAAUAUAUCUAUAAAGUUGAUACUAAUGGAGAAUUGGCUACUGAUGGUCAUGGUAACUUAAUUAAAGUAGGUUUGGAAGAUUUACCCGAUAAGAAAACCAAGUUCACCGCUACGGAUGAUUAUCUUUUAUGUACUAAAGCUUUAGAAUGGGCUAAUGAAAGAAAAGCUGAAAAUCCUGAUUUACCUAUUAAUUUUCAAGAUCCAAAACCUCCAGUUUCAUUUUUCAAAGAUAAUUUAGCGGCAUUUACUAAUCAUUCGGAUAAAAGUUGGAGAGAUCGUUAUAGAAAAUUUGCUUCUAAGAAAGGUAUUCAAAAUUAUAUUGCUGAAUAUGAUAGAGCUAAAGCUUCAGGAUUGAUACCUCAACCAAUGAGAAAUAUGACUAGAAGAUAUGUCAAGGCUGAAAGUACCGAUAAGAAGCAAUUAGAAGAUUUGAAGCAAACUAUAGGAUCUAUGGCUGCUAUUAAACCUCCAAGAUUAGCUGAAGUCGAUGAUGACAUUGAUGAUAGUCCUGAUUCCAAUUUACUCCAAAAUAAUCAAUCUAUUCAUCAGUUUGCUGAUAUACCUAUUGAUUCACAAUUGAUAACGGAUUCUCAGUUAGACAUUGGUAUCGAUUAUGUUCCUAAAGGAGUCAGACUUGAAGAAUUGAUCGAUAAUAAAAUCUUUGAUGGUACUUCAGAAGAAUUAUUAGAAUCAUUAGAUGAAGUUUGCAGCCAAGAAAGUAUCUCCAUACCUUCAAUCUUCAACAGAUUCAACGAAAUUGGUCUCAAGUAUAAAUUAACUUCUCAUAUAAUUAAAGCUACCAGUGGUGACUUAUCUAAAAUCAAGUUAUACAACCGUUGUUGGAUCUCCAAAACUGAAAAAGACAAAGAUGAAAUGGAAAAUCCCUAUAAUUUAUUUAAUAUUUAUGACGUACCAGGGAUUUGGAAUCUCGAAUAUGAUCGUUUAUUGAAUAACGACACCAAACUUUUAGCUCAACUUCAUGGGUCUGAAUUAAUAAAAGCAAGAAUCGAAUUCUUGCAAAACCUCGACCAACUCGAAGCUGAAUGA